GUUCGACUCGAUCAGUACCGAAGCUUAAGUCCGCGAUGCGCGUAUUUACUCUUUAAAGAUUCUUGUUUUGUUCUGAAACUGUGAUUCUGUGCGUGUGAUAAUCUAUAAAAUGGUGCUUGUGGUGGUGCUGCUGUGAUUGUGUGUGAAGUUUUCGACGGCUGUACUAUGCAGUUACUCAUUAGUGCGUUAAACUUCUUGGAUUAAAUAUGCCUUAAAAGAUGGUGUGGUGACACAAGAUGGCGACGCCGCCUUUCGACGACAAAAUGGCGUCCGAAAACCUCCGCUCGACGCCCCCACCGUUACCAAAAUGAAACCGAUAACGUUCGAGAACCUCCGCCGCCUAAUGGGCGGGGGUCGCAAGAAGAAAGACAAGGACAACUCGUCCUUCAAGCGUAGCGACUCGUUCAAACGGAUUUCCAUAAGGAAAAGUUACCUGGACCGGGGCAAGAAGAAGAUCCCGCCGAAACUGGAGGCGGCCACCCAAACGGUGUCCGAGGAGGAGCAAUCGGACCUCAAAGUAGUCCGGAAAGUGGACUCGGGGGUGCAAGCGGACCUGAACCCACCCCCGUCCUACCGGAAAUCGAACGGUUCCGCAGCGGGGGUGGACGAGUCGAGCGUGCUAGUCUACAGCCAAUGGCUGCGAGAAAUCAAACGCGAGGAACCACCGACCGCCCCCAGUAAAACCAUCAAGGGUUCCGAGCGCACCAUCAUCUACGUGCCCGCCUUCGAAGAAAAUAUCAUCAAACAACCGGUGCCGGUCAUACGUCAGUUGUCCUCCUCGCCGGUGUUUCGCAAAAAAAACACCUCCUCCACCCACAUAUCUCAUAGUCCGACGAAUUUACAACGCAAAGAAAGCAACGAUUCCGCCGUAGAGAUGUUCCCUUGGGGCGACUCUACGGAAGUGAAAAAAAGCCCGUUGAUCAGACGUAGACAGGGCGCGAAGACAACCACCCUGAUGCCCGUAGAUUCCGAAGAGAUGUGCUCGUUAUCGAUCAGUUUGGGCAGGAUCUGGAUGGACGCCCCGCAGGCGAUGACGCCCCGCAGCCUCGAAAUGCCCGGCAAGUCGUCACAGGGGUGCGGAAAUCCGCCCGCGCACAAUUCCCUGGAUAGUGCCCUAAAGGAUUUGGGCCCGAUGGUCUCCAAUCGGUUACAAAAACGAUCCACCCCGCCGGUGGCGAGAACGUUAAGUUCGACCAGUAAUAACACGAACUCCACCGGAUUGUUCUCGAGCAAAGAUUCCGGGUUCAGUUUUUCGAUAAGCGCCCCCAAAUUGACGGACUUCCAGGCGAGUUUCGCCCCGAACGGGGGGGGCUCCAAGGGGGGGUUUUUCCGCAAAAAAUCCCGACCCAAUCCCAAGUUGAGUGUGAGUCGCGACGGUUAUUUUAAACGGACUAGUAGUGCUGUGCUCGCGGAAACUAGGCGUACCUCCCUCAGGGGGAGCGGCAAGAAAAAGAAGAAGAAGAAAAAGGAAAAGGACAGCAGUACAAUCAGGAGCGAUAUUUAUCAAGUGAUAUGCUCGAGACCGCAAAGGGCCAAUGUGCAAUCGUUAAAGUUGGAUCCGAUGAUCUUUGUGCCGCCGGAAAAGCGGAAAUCCGGCAGCAGUCAGAAGCCCUCGUUCAAAACCCGGAUGCAAGAGAUCCGUCAUUUUAAUCCUUUGGAUUCGGCCAUGUACUCCGGUAGUCUGGAUUCUACCGACGAGGGUUUGUACGAGAGUCUGCCGGGGGACUACGAGUACCUCCUCACAGAUGAUGAAGACGAGGAGGAAAUCAACCUGGAGAGUUUCUCCAUGGAAAAGAAGGAUCUUAAGGAGGCGAAAAUUGUGAGCAGCGGUUACGGGAUGGUGAGGAAGUUUUGUGCGCGGGAGGAGUUUGUUCCUCCUCCUCCUCCUUCUGAACCCAGGUUAAAACAGGAGGAAGGCAGGAGGUACCAGAAACGCACGAACUUGAAAAUAAUUCCCGAUUUGGAUAAUUUUUCGGAGGAGGAGGAUUCGCUUGUUUCCCUCACGGAUAACGACGAGGCAAGCGAGAGUGAGAGCGAGGAGAGGUCGGGACGGCGGAUGUACGUGCCGCCCGGAGUGAGUCCGGUGCCCCGGAGGCGGCCGGUGCGACGGAAAAAGAGCGGCCGUGCCGCCCUCACCCAUAAACGGAGCAUCACCUAUUUGGUGAAACCGACGGUCAUUAGGGCGCCGAGCACCUUGAGGAGGACGAAAAAAAGCGGUGACAUAACGCAAAAGGGUUACGAGAAAAAGAGAAGCAGGCUGUUGACCCCUUAUGUACCGAAACAGAACUCGACUAACAGCGAGCACGUUGGAGAUGUGAGCGGCAGCGGGGGCGGCAGGGAGGGCGGCAACAGGCCGCCCCAGCAGCAACACACUCAACGUCGCCGCACCCAACGUCGCGUCACCCACAACGAAAAACGUUAUCAUUCAGACGUGGCAAGGGAGCAAAGGGCGGGGCCCAGGGGCGGCGAAAGCCCCUCGACGAGGGCGGCGCGACGCGGUAACCGACGCCUCACCCGUAACGAGAGCCGGUACCACUCUGAAGUGCGUCAGGAGGCGGUACAACAGGCUUUGGCGCAGGCGUUACAAAACAGACACAAACCGUCGAUGCCGAUGCCCUCCAAGAGGACCUCGGUGAUGGCCAGGAGUCCCGAAAGGGAACGACGGGAUUCUGAAUCGUCAUCGGACGAGGACAGUAUAGCAAAUGACGAGGCGCCCCCGACGACAGUGGAAAGCACCCCGGAACGAGAAAAAGCGACGGGCGGCGGCGGCCUAAUGAGGGGCGGCAGCGGGGGCGGCGGACACCACGGCGGCUUCCCGCCGCCGCCGCCCAGCGACACGUCGAGCGCCGGCUCGCCGCCUCCUUUACAACGGAGGCCGCGGGUGCCGCCCCCGAUGUGGGGCGACCAGAGGGGCGGCAGCCGGAGCCAACAAGAGAUCACCGACAUCACCGAGGUGCUGCAGAACUUUAGGCCGUAUUCUCAACCCCCGGACGUUACGAAUAAUACGGUGCAAGGGGGGCGGAGGGCGGGGGCCGACCGGGUCAACAGGUACAACACCUCGGUGUCCGAGGAUGGUACCAUGAACACCGGUACCGGCCGAUGGAAGGUGUCAGCGAAGAUCCAACAGCUCCUCAACACGUUAAAACGCCCCAAGAGGCGCCCCCUGCCGGAAUUCUACGAGGACGACGACAUAGAGCUGGAACUGGCGGCCAACCCCAAGGACCCCAACGCCCCUAAACCCGAAGGUAGUUGCAUGUCACCCGCGGUGGGCGAACAACUAUCCAUCCCCUCCGGCCUACCGAGGAACCUGGAGGCGGCCAUUUUACGUUACGGAAACGCCAGUUUCAAGGCUCCGGUGGCCACCGUCUUGGACCCCAACGGGAAACUCUCCACCACCCUCACCUACGGAAAACUGUUGAGUAGAUCCCAUAAGAUCGCCUACGCUCUAUUGACGAAAUCGUUCAGUAAAAACGGCGAUACGAGCCUCAAAUCGGGCGAUCGGGUGGCCCUCGUUUAUCCCAACAACGACCCGAUCAAUUUCCUGUGCGCGUAUUACGGAUGCGUGCAGGCGGGCAUCGUACCGGUACCGAUCGAGGUGCCGAUCACGCGUCGCGACGCCGGUUCAUUGCAGAUCGGGUUCCUGUUGGGCAGUUGCGCGGUCCAGGUGGCCCUCACCUCCGAAUUGUGUCUCAAGGGUUUACCGAAAACGACCUCCGGGGAGGUGAUACAGUUUAAAGGGUGGCCGAGGCUCACGUGGUUCGUUACCGAACAUUUGGCGAGGACGCCCAAGGAUUGGACGCCCCAACCCAGACUAACCGACGAAACCCCCGCCUACAUCGAAUACACCACGGACCGGGACGGUUCAGUUAUGGGGGUGACGAUGAACAGGGCCUCGAUGGUGCAACACUGCCGCAUGCUCACCAUGGCCUGCAACUACACCGAGGGCGAGAACAUGGUCUGCGUCUUAGAUUUUAAACGAGAGGUGGGACUGUGGCACUCGGUACUAACGAGCGUCCUGAACGGGAUGCACGUCAUCUACAUCCCGUACGCCCUGAUGAAGGCGAACCCGGCCAGUUGGAUGCAAAUGAUCACCAAGUAUCGGGCGUCGGUGGCCAUAGUGAAGUCGAGGGAUCUCCAUUGGGGCCUGUUGGCCACCAAGGAUCACAAGGACAUCAAUUUGGCCUCGUUGAGGAUGUUGCUGGUCGCGGACGGGGCGAAUCCCUGGUCUCUGAGCAGUUGCGAUCAGUUUCUGAGCGUUUUUAGUGGCAAGGGACUGAGGGCGGACGCGAUCUGUCCCUCGGCGAGCAGCAGCGAGUGUUUGACGGUGUCGGUACGAAGACCAGGCCGGGGCGGAGUAAACGCCACCGGUCGCGGGGUCUUAUCGAUGCAGGGCCUCAGCUACGGGGUGGUACGGGUGGACCAGGAGAACAGUCUCACCUCGCUCACCCUCCAGGAUUGCGGACAGGUUAUGCCCGGUUGCGUGAUUGUGGUGGUGAAAAUGGAGGGUCCGUCGUACCUGUGUAAAACCGACGAGGUGGGCGAGAUCUGCGUGAAUUCGGGGGCGACGGGGGCGCAGUACUGGGGCCUGCCGGGACUGAGCAACAGCACGUUCAAGGUGGUACCGCUGGGAGGCGACGGGAAGCCGAUUUCCGACGCCGAGUACACCAGGAGCGGACUGCUCGGGUUCUUGGGACCCGGCGGACUCGUUUUCGUUUGCGGCUCCAGGGACGGACUGAUGACUGUUACGGGAAGAAAACAUAACGCGGACGACAUAAUCGCGACCGUUCUGGCUGUGGAACCGAUGAAGUUCAUUUAUCGGGGGCGAAUCGCCGUCUUUAGUAUACGAGUGUUAAGGGACGAACGCAUCUGCGUCAUAGCGGAACAACGUCCGGACUGUAGCGAGGAGGAAUCGUUCCAGUGGAUGUCGCGGGUCCUACAGGCGGUAGACUCGAUCCAUCAGGUGGGCAUCUACUGUUUGGCCCUGGUGCCCCCCAAUUAUUUACCGAAGACCCCGCUGGGGGGCAUCCACUUGUCCGAGACGAAACGUCGCUUUUUGGAGGGGGCCCUGCAUCCCGCGAACGUUCUUAUGUGCCCCCAUACCUGCGUGACCAAUUUACCCAAGCCGCGGGAGGUGCAUUCAGCAAGCGACUCCUGUGUUUCAGACGUGGGGCCCGCGAGCGUGAUCGUGGGCAAUUUGGUGCAGGGCAACCGGUUGGCGAGCGCUCAAGGUCGCGAGGUGGGAGGCCUCCUCGUCGAGGAGGACGGAGAGUCCUCCAAGAAGCAGCAAAUGAUCGCCGAAAUUCUCCGUUGGAGGGCGCAGAGUACCUCGGACCACGUCCUGUUCACCCUGUUGAACAGUAAAGGGGCGGUGGCCAAGGUGCUCUCCUGUUCCGAAUUACACAAAAAGGCGGAACGGAUCGGGAACCUGUUGGUGGAAAAGGGACGCGUCAACACCGGGGACCAUGUGGCACUGAUCUUUCCCCCAGGGUUGGACCUGAUCUGCGCCUUUUACGGGUGUUUGUACGUGGGAGCGGUCCCUGUGACGAUCCGUCCGCCCCAUCCCCAAAACUUACAGACCACGUUACCGACCGUCCGCAUGAUCGUGGACGUAUCAAAGUCGGUCCUGGUACUGUCCACUCAGGCCGUCAUCAAAUUAUUACGGUCGAAGGAGGCGAGUAACGUGGUGGACAUCAAGUCGUGGCCGGUCAUCCUGGACACGGACGACAUGCCGAAAAAAAAAUUACCGGUGGUGUAUCGGGCCCCCACCGCCGAAAUGUUGGCCUACUUGGACUUUAGCGUGUCCACCACCGGCAUGUUGGCCGGGAUCAAGAUGUCCCACGCGGCGGUCACGAAUUUGUGUAAAAGUAUGAAGUUGGCCUGCGAGUUGUACCCCAGUAGACAUAUAGCGCUCUGUUUGGAUCCUUAUUGCGGAUUGGGAUUCGCUUUGUGGUGCCUGAGCAGCAUCUACUCCGGACAUCACUCGAUCCUCAUCCCACCCUCGGAAGUCGAGGUGAAUCCGUCUCUAUGGUUGACCGCCGUCUCGCAAUACAAAGUGCGCGACACGUUUUGCUCUUACGGCGUGAUGGAGUUGUGCACCAAAGGGUUGGGGUCCUCGGUCAGUCAAUUGAAGACCCGCGGGGUGAGUUUGGCUUGCGUGAGGACCUGCGUGGUAGUAGGUGAGGAACGGCCGAGGAUCAACCUGACCAGUAGUUUUUCGAAGCUGUUUAGCGCCUUAGGCCUCAGCCCCCGCGCGGUCUCCACCUCGUUCGGAUGUCGCGUAAACGUGGCGAUCUGCCUCCAGGGGGCCUCCAGCCCCGAACCUUCGACCGUUUACGUGGACCUGAGGGCCCUGAGGAACGACCGGGUCAGUCUGGUGGAACGGGGAAGUCCCCACAGUCUCUGCCUGAUGGAGAGCGGCAAACUUUUGCCGGGCGUAAAAGUGAUAAUCGCGAAUCCCGAAUCGAAAGGUCAAUGUGGUGAUUCGCAUCUGGGAGAGAUCUGGGUGCAAAGCGGGCAUAACGCCAGCGGGUAUUUCACCAUUUACGGGGACGAGUCGGAGUACGGGGACCAUUUUAAUGCCCGUUUGGUCACGGGGAAUACCGGGGAGGUUUACGCCCGAACCGGGUAUUUGGGCUUUUUGAGGAGGACCGAGGGAGUUGAGAACUGCACGGACGACACGACAACGACCGUCUCGACCCAAAACAGCAGCGACACCGAAUCGGUGGGUUCCUCGCACCAUUUGGUACCGGGCGCCCUCGACUCCCCCGCCGAACUCCACGACGCCGUUUUCGUCGUCGGCGCUCUGGACGAGACGAUCGUACUGCGAGGGAUGCGGUACCACCCGAUCGACAUCGAGAACUCGGUGCUGCGCUGUCACAAGAAAAUCGCCGAGUGCGCCGUCUUCACCUGGACGAAUUUGUUGGUGGUGGUGGUCGAAUUGGACGGGAACGAGAGCGAAGCUUUGGAUCUGGUCCCUUUGGUGACCAACACCGUGUUGGAGGAACAUCAUUUGAUCGUCGGGGUGGUGGUGGUGGUCGAUCCGGGCGUGGUACCGAUUAAUUCGCGGGGCGAGAAGCAACGGAUGCACCUGCGCGACGGUUUUUUGGCCGAUCAGUUGGAUCCGAUUUAUGUCGCGUACAACAUGUAACCCGAGGCGGAUUAUUACGGGGACGACGUUAAACGGCGGUUUCUGAUGAGACACGCCCGCAAACGGGUCACCCUGCGACAGAUGAGCGUUUAGGGUUGAAUCGGAUCUCUGGAAUAGGUUGGCUUAAAUCGCGUUGUUUCAGCGAGUUUUCUGGCUAAAUCUGAGCGAAGGUUGUUCCCUACAAUUGACGGGGAACAAGUUUUCGUUGACUUUUCUUAACAGUUCUUUUGCUCCCUCUUAAUGUCUUUCCUGAGGGUGGAUUUGACAGUCGAAACGCAGUUUCAGCUCAAAAAUUGACGGUGCUAAAGGGUGCCAAAAGUUUUGAACGAUCGUGAAGGAAAUCUAGGGAUUUUUUUUUUUUAGGAAAGAAAAUUGGAGGCAUUUAGGGAUUUUUCAAAGAUUUCUUCUUCAAUUUUUAGUGACUUUUGAAGUGACUUUAGUGAUGCGUUUGGAGGACUUUUAGUAACUUCCGGAGAAAAUUGCGAUUUUUUUUAGUGAUUUUUGGAUAAAAUUGGGUGAUUUUUCUGGUUUUUAGUGACUUUUGAAGGAAAUUGGGCAAUUUCUGUAUUAAAUUUGGGAAUUUUUCAAUUUUUAAAUAUUUUUUGCAUUAAAUUGGUGACUUUUUGGGUAUUUUUUUAAGUCUCAGUGGCUUUUCCAGGAAAUUGGUGGAUUUUUUAAAUUUUUAGUGACUUUUGGGUGAAGCUGGUGACUUUUUUGGGGAAUUUUUUCAAGUUUUAGUGGCUUUUCAAGGAAUUUGGGGAAUUUUUAGGGACAUAGGAAAUUGGGAUUUUUUUUAGUGACUUUUGGAUUAAAUUGAGGGAUUUUUAGUGACCUUUGCGUUAAGCUGGUGACUUUUUUGGGGUGUUUUUUCAAUUAUUGGGGGGUUUUCCAGGAAAUUAGGGAACAAUGACUUUUGGGGGAAAUUGGGGAUUUUUUAGUAAUUUUUUAAAUUAAAUUGGGGGAUUUUUUCAAUUUUUAGUGACUUUUGGGUUAAGUUGGUGACUUUUUUGUGGUGUUUUUUCAAUAUUAGGGGGUUUUCCAGGAAGUUAGGGAAUAAUGACUUUUGGAGGAAAUUGGGGAUUUUUUAGUAAUUUUUUAUUUAAAUUGGGGAUAUUUCAAAUUUUUAGUGACUUUUGGGUUAAGUUGGUGACUUUUUUGGGGUGUUUUUUCAAUUCUUAGGGGGUUUUCCAGGAAGUUAGGGAACAAUGACUUUUGGAGGAAAUUGGGGAUUUUUUAUUUAAAUUGGGGAUUUUUCAAAUUUUUAGUGACUUUUGGGUUAAGUUGGUGACUUUUCUGGGGUGUUUUUUCAAGUCUUAGGGGGUUUUCCAGGAAUUUGGGGAAUAAUGACUUUUGGGGGAAAUUGGGGAUUUUUUAGUAAUUUUUUUAAUUAAAUUGGGGGAUUUUUUCAAUUUUUAGUGACUUUUGGGUUAUGUUGGUGACUUUUCUGGGGUGUUUUUUCAAUAUUAGGGGGUUUUCCAGGAAGUUAGGGAAUAAUGCCUUUUGGAGGAAAUUGGGGAUUUUUUAGUAAUUUUUUAUUUAAAUUGGGGGAUUUUUUCUAUUUUUAGUGACUUUUGGGUUAAGUUGGUGACUUUUUUGGGGCAUUUUUUCAAGUCUUAGUGGCUUUUUGAGGAAUUUGGGGAAUUUUUCUCAUUUUUAGUAACUUUUGGCAAAAAUCUGGUAAUUUUUUAGUGAUUUUUUGAUUAAAUUGGGGGAAUUUUUUCAAUUUUUGUAUAAAUUCUUAUAAAAGGUUUACAAAAACCUGAAGAGGUUUAUGCUAAACAAAACGAGGGGCUAUAGUUUCUUGUGGCUUAAGUAUUUUUAAAGUUACAAAAGGAUUUACUUAACAAAACCUUGAAAACAGUUAAAAUUCAGGUUGCAUGCGACACAAAAUUCUUUCUAACUUAAAAACUAUUUCGGUUUUUUUAAUAAUUCUUGUGCACCGAUUUAAAGGGAUUCCUGAAGAUGGAUUUGAUGUAAGAAACGUCUCUCUAGGACCGAGAUUUAUCGAGUUAGAGCUAUUUGUAUGCACGAUGGUCCCUGAGAGAGUUAUUGGCAUUUUUUUUGGAUUUUGGUCCUAAAGACCCAAAAAAAUUUGACUUUUUUUUAUUUUUUUUUUAAAAGCCUUCCAUGACUACAGAUUGAUGCAAUAAAAACGCUAAAAUAAAAUUUGAAAUUUUUUUGGCCAAAAUUUCAAAGGGGUAAAGUAAGUAAAAUUGAGAAAAAGCGGUUUUUAUUUUUUUCCAAAAAAUCCAUGGGUCUGAGGAAAAAUUGUUUGAAACAAAAGUUGGUGGAAAUAUUAAGGCCUGCACGCUACUAAAGAAAUUUUGCUUCUACUUGUAAUACAGCCCGAGAAAAUGGGAAAAAACCCCAAAUCAAAUAAAUUUCAUUUUCUCCAUUCCUAUUAGAAAAAUUUAACUUUUUCUGUCACCAUAAGAAGCCCCGUCCUACUCUGAACAAAAAAGUAUUUUACACUUUUUUUCGAAAAAUAAACAGGGACGGACUUAUGGGCAUUUUUCGGGUUUUGACCCUACUACUACCCAAAAAAAUUCAAAAAUUUUAAAAAGUUAUCCGAAUCGAAAAAUUCUUUUACUGAGGUGUAAAGCACAAAAAACCAAGCAAAAAAGUCUUGUUUCAUUAAUCUCCAUUUCCCAUAGGAAAGGCACAUUAAGACCUUAUAAUCUUCAGACUAUAAUCCUUAAUAGUCCAGGUGCACUCUUAAAAAUUCAAAAAUGGCUAUAAACCAACCUUCCAAUAAUAAUUAACAAAAAAUUUUAUUUGUGCCCUUGGACUAGGUCCGUCUUUAGUGAUAGUCCAGGCGCAUCAGUCUUAAACAAAAAAUCCAUUAAUAGGACAAAAUUAGACUUACACACUCUGUCUACAAAACCCUAUAGUCCAGGUACUAAAUUUAAUGAUUAUUGAACCUAGGCUCUUGCACUAAGUCUAUAGAAUUCAUUCUACAUCCAUAGUCCAGGCGUGCAUGUACUAAAAAAAUCCCUACACACUCAUCUUAUAGUUCAGGCGUCCCAGUACUAUAAAUAAUUAUUAAUUCGACCAAAUUAGAGGAACUGAAAAAAAAAACGAGUAUCUGGUUUCACAUCAAUUUCGCAUGAGAAAAAUCCUUAAAAUAAUUUGCUAAUAAUUCUUUUACUCCAAGUUAAUGUAAUCCCUGAAGAUGGGUUUCAUGUAAGAAACGUCUCUCUAGGUCCGGGCUUUACUACGUUAGGUGCAGACGUUCUUUGACAUAAAAAAAUUUGAACUUUGGUCGAGUAUAACUAGAAAACUACUUGGGGGAAUUUCAUCGGGUUUUUAGGGAAAUUUGAAGGGUUUUCUGCUGAAUAAAACGAUAUAUUUUACUGUCCCGGAGGUCCACUACUUUUUGAGUUAUCUGAG
Molecule: messenger RNA, 10537 nt
Organism: Anthonomus grandis grandis
Lineage: Eukaryota; Metazoa; Arthropoda; Insecta; Coleoptera; Curculionidae
Gene: DIP2
Product: disco-interacting protein 2
Exons: 26
Coding region: 308-7147 (2279 amino acids)
Source: RefSeq, a predicted model, not a curated record